This is a messenger RNA of Brassica napus (rape), 664 nucleotides long. Its product is annotated as putative lipid-transfer protein DIR1. Lineage: Eukaryota; Viridiplantae; Streptophyta; Magnoliopsida; Brassicales; Brassicaceae. Gene Ontology annotation, molecular function: fatty acid binding. Gene Ontology annotation, biological process: systemic acquired resistance. The transcript has 2 exons. The record is from RefSeq and is a predicted model, not a curated record. The coding region runs from base 158 to 529 and encodes 123 amino acids.
CAUUGGUCCGUUUGCUUACAAAUUUUCGACGCAAAAGACCCGUGACAUGGCUCUACGGUUGCUAUAUAAGAAGCUCAUUAGAUUUAAGGGUUUCACGACAGAGUUGAGAACUUGAGAGAGAGAAAGAGGGUAAAAAUAAACAAAAGAAAAGACAGAAAUGGGUAAGAACAACACCAAAAUCCUCAUCACAGCUCUUGCGAUGAUUGUAACCGCUUCAAUGAUGAUUGAAGAAGCUAAGAGCGUUCGCAUAUGUAACGUCGGCACAAAGGACUUGAAGAAAUGCCGUCCAGCUGUCACUGGAAACAACCCACCACCUCCCACUCCCCAAUGCUGCCAGGUGGCCAAAGCCGCUAAUCUUGAAUGUCUCUGCCCGUUCCUCUCCAGGUCCGGGAUUGACCCAUCAAAAAUCAAGGCUCUAGGAGCCAAUUGUGGCAUUACCAAAAAUCCCUCCUGUUUGCCAUGGUUAUACUCAAAAAUUGAAGAACUGAGCUGGAAUACAUGCGUACCCGUCGCAAGAUUAAGUCUUUAAGUUAUAAUAUGUCUCUUGUUGUUCUAUUUGAAUAAACCACCAGAUUUUGCUAUUAUUUUCAGUCACCUUUUCUAAAAAAAAAAGAACCGUAUUCUAUGUAUUAAUGAAAAACAAUAAAGUACUGCUUUUGGCUUA